AUGACUGGCAAGAACCGUCUGCAGCCACUGUCACGGCCAUGGCAGCUGUACAAAACACGCUAUCGACGACUCAAAGGUGCAUUGCGUGAUGUCAUGACCGAAGAUCUCCGCGAGAUUACGGGCAACCGAUCCAUCAAAAUGUCGUGGACUGCAGUCGACUUUCACCAGCGAAUUGAGCUGCCGUAUGGUGUUGCUCUCGUAGGAUGGCCAACUGACAUUGCCCGCACAAACCUGAGCAAGAUCGGGGGAUGCGACAUCCUCGACAACCUGCUUACAAAGUGGCGAACGGGCAAAAUGCGGUUUGAGCUUCUGGAUCCGGCAAGGAGACCUGUCAGGCUCGAGCUUCGGCGACACACAAGGAGUGAUGCCGGGCACUCGCAUGUGUUUGCUGACAAGAGGGAGCCGAUGAAGCAGAAGCGACGGGGUCACAAGGUCCCGAAAAGCGCACUGAUCAUCGAAAACUCUGAUGCCGGCUCGGAUGCAGAUACUGCUGCUGGUGGGAAUAUCGAGAGCAGGACAGAGUCAGCUGAUGAGGACGAGAGUCGAAUUUGCAAACGGCGCAGGCUGGAUCUCGAUAUUGUUGAUGGUGACCAAUAUGGCAACUCGUCAGCUCUGGAAACGAUCGAGGAUUUCUCAUCUGAUGCCCGGUCGCUUGCCGAGACGAUUGAGGAUGCCGAUGACUGGGAGUAA
This is a messenger RNA of Postia placenta MAD-698-R-SB12, 690 nucleotides long. RefSeq lists its product as hypothetical. The record is from RefSeq and is a predicted model, not a curated record. The coding region runs from base 1 to 690 and encodes 229 amino acids. The transcript has 2 exons. Lineage: Eukaryota; Fungi; Basidiomycota; Agaricomycetes; Polyporales; Adustoporiaceae.